Molecule: messenger RNA, 2089 nt
Organism: Entelurus aequoreus (snake pipefish)
Lineage: Eukaryota; Metazoa; Chordata; Actinopteri; Syngnathiformes; Syngnathidae
Product: zinc finger protein OZF-like
Exons: 2
Coding region: 181-1428 (415 amino acids)
Biological process (GO): regulation of transcription by RNA polymerase II
Molecular function (GO): RNA polymerase II cis-regulatory region sequence-specific DNA binding; DNA-binding transcription factor activity
Source: RefSeq, a predicted model, not a curated record
GCAAAAAGACGAAGACCGCAUGCUAUGGUUGUUCGGAGAUUCUUCGAAUUCACGAUCUUAAAGUCAUAUGAUUCACAGCAAAUAUAGCAACAAAUAUCUCAAUUGGUAUUUUCCAAAGCCACGAAACGUGCAUUGAGUUUGGAGCGAUAUCUGAAGUGAAGAUUGAAGACGUGAUAGAAGAUGGACGACUACUGCUAUGCUAAGAUGGCGACGUCCGCUAAAAGAGAACAUGAAAGAGAAUCAGCGCCACCAACUUCCAGCAAAUCACCAACGGAGAUAAAGACGAAAGAUGAAGACGUCCAGCAGCUGAUCGGUAAUCCAGAAGAAGUUUCCCCUCAGUUAGGGGGGAGCUCCACUUUGAAGCAGGAGACUCCACAACCACCCUGCAUUAAAAAGGAAGAGGAGGAACUCUGCAUCACUCAGGAGGGAGAGUGUCUUCUAGGACGAGAGGAAGCUGAUUACACCAAGUUUCCACUGAGUAUUCUCUCUGUGAAGACUGAAGAUGAUGAAGAGAAACCACAAGUAGACAACCUCUUAGCUCCACUAUCAGAUAGUGAGGCUGAAGACGAGGUUGAAGAAACUUUGAGCAGCGAUAAAGACUGUGAAGGUGAUAUGAGGACUCACACUGACAACAAACACUCUGAAUACUCUACAAAAAAGAGAGGUAAAACAUGUUUGAGCUGCUCAAUUUGUGGUCAAAGUUUUACUAAAAAGAGCAAUUUGACUCAACACAUGAGAACACACACAGGUGAAAAACCAUUUAUUUGUUCAGUUUGUGGCAAAAGCUUUUCUCAAAAUAGCUUGUUGAGUCGACACAUGAGAACGCACACAGGUGAAAAACCAUUUAAGUGUUCAGUUUGUGGCAAAAGCUUUUCUCAAAAUAGCUUGUUGAGUCGACACAUGAGAACACACACAGGUGAAAAACAUUUUGCUUGUUCAGUUUGUGGCAAAAGCUUUUCUCAGAAAAGCUCUUUGACUCAACACAUGAGAACACACACAGGAGAAAAAACAUUUAAUUGUUCAGUGUGCGGCAAAAGCUUUUCUCGAAAUACCUCUUUGACUCAACACAUGAGAACACACACAGGUGAAAAACCACUUAAUUGUUCAGUUUGUGGCAAAGGCUUGUCUGUUAACAGAUAUUUGACUGAACACAUGAGAACACACACAGGUGAAAAACCAUUUAUUUGUUCUUGUUGUGGCAAAAGCUUUUCUUUUAAGGGUGGUUUGAUAGAACACAUGAGAACACACACAGAUGAAAAACCAUAUAAGUGUUCAGUUUGUGGCAAAAGCUUUUCUGUUAAGAGAAUAUUGACUCAACACAUGAGAACACACACUGGAGAAAAACCAUUUAGUUGUUCAGUGUGCUGUAAAAGGUUCGCACGUAAUGCAGAUGCAGUAAGACACUUUAGAACACACAAGGGAAAAUAACCAAUUAGCUGUUUAGUUUGUGGUAUGUUGCUCAUAUGUGGUGACAUCCACCCUACCUAGGACCUCCUCACUGCUUCUUUCACAAAUAUCCAUCAAUCAAUCAAUCAAUGUUUAUUUAUAUAGCCCUAAAUCACAAGUGUCUCAAAGGGCUGCACAAGCCACAACGACAUCCUCGGUACAGAGCCCACAUACGGGCAAGGAAAAACUCACCCCAUUGGGACGUCAAUGUGAAUGACUAUGAGAAACCUUGGAGAGGACCGCAUAUGUGGGUAACCCCCCCCCCCCCCCCCCCUCUAGGGGAGACCGAAAGCAAUGGAUGUCGAGUGGGUCUGACAUAAUAUUGUGAAAGUCCAGUCCACAGCGGAUCCAACACAUCAGCGAAAGUCCAGUCCAUUGUGGGGCCAGCAGGAAACCAUCCCGAGCGGAGACGGGUCAGCAGCGUAGAGAUGUCCCCAACCGAUGCACAGGCUAGCGGUCCAUCCCGGGUCCCGACUCUGGACAACCAGCACUUCAUCCGUGACCUGUGCAACUCCCCCUCCAUAAGGGAGAGGGGAUCAGAGGAGAAAAGAAAAGAAAAGAAACGGCAGAUCAACUGGUCUAAAAAGGGAGUCUAUUUAAAGGCUAGAGUAUACAAAUGAGUUUUAAGAUGGGACUUAAAUGC